AUGGCGUCUGGUAUUCUCCCACUGGGAGAAAUCCCUACCCUGUCUCUGCUCUAUCGCCUCAGACAUCUUACAGCUGCGGCUACCCCGCAAAUCUCUACUGCUUCACAGCGAUUCAACGAUAUCAUCAGCCAUGUAACUCAUGAUAUCACCCGGCUAGAAGUCGACUGUAUCGUUAAUGCUGCGAACGAAUCCCUCCUCGGUGGCGGCGGCGUCGAUGGUGCUAUCCAUCGAGCCGCAGGCCCAAACCUGCUGCGUGAGUGUCGUACACUUGACGGAUGCCAGACGGGUGAUGCCAAGAUCACCGAUGCCUAUCGAUUGCCAUGCAAGAAGGUCGUUCAUGCUGUGGGACCGGUAUAUGUGAUGGAGAGAUUUCGUGGAGGUGGUCGGGGUGACGUGCGUAGGCCAGAGAUGCUGCUGAGAGGCUGCUAUCAACGCAGCCUGGAACUUGCAGUUGCAAGCGGAGCCAAGAGCAUCGCCUUUUCGUCGAUCAGCACCGGAGUCUAUGGCUAUCCCAGCGUCGAGGCAGCCGCCGUGGCGAUCAAGGUGGUUAGGGAGUUCCUCGAGUCCCAUCCCGAGUCAUUGGAGAGGGUCAUCUUCUGCACCUUUGAAAGAAAAGAUGUCAAGGCAUAUGAUAUGCUCCUUCCGCAAUAUUUCCCUCCCACUGCGCAAGAUCUUCCACCUUCUUCAACCACCAGGGAAGAGACAAAAACCGAAGUAGGAGGUCCACACGCCCCAGAGAUCCUCGCCGCCAGUCUUCCUGAUGCGCCAACAUCUGAACCGGUGACUCAGGCUGGCGGUUCCACAGCAAAGAAGGCCAAGUUGUCUCCUGAUAAUAGCACUAUCACAGCCCGAGAUCUCGAAGAUGACGAUGAUUGGGAAAAGGUGGACCAACCAGUGAACACCAAGGAGAAUCUCGAGGACGAUCCGGUGGAAGUUGACAACGGUCCAACCGCGGCAGAUGUCCAGAGCGUCUCCAGCGCUGCCGAUCUUGAAUCCUCCCAUGAAGGGAAAUUCAGGUAA
This is a messenger RNA of Microsporum canis CBS 113480, 1020 nucleotides long. Its product is annotated as MACRO domain-containing protein 1. The coding region runs from base 1 to 1020 and encodes 339 amino acids. The transcript has 2 exons. Lineage: Eukaryota; Fungi; Ascomycota; Eurotiomycetes; Onygenales; Arthrodermataceae. The record is from RefSeq and is a predicted model, not a curated record.